Chelonus insularis is the source of this 4357-nucleotide messenger RNA. It is a transcript of the gene Cph, whose product is annotated as Chronophage. Gene Ontology annotation, cellular component: nucleus. Gene Ontology annotation, biological process: regulation of transcription by RNA polymerase II. Gene Ontology annotation, molecular function: RNA polymerase II cis-regulatory region sequence-specific DNA binding; DNA-binding transcription factor activity. The transcript has 3 exons. Lineage: Eukaryota; Metazoa; Arthropoda; Insecta; Hymenoptera; Braconidae. The record is from RefSeq and is a predicted model, not a curated record. Bases 590 to 3136 code for a protein of 848 amino acids.
UGGCAAGUUGUUGAUUUUUUAUGCCUAAUUGGUGGAUGUGAAAAUUUUAAUAAUAUACAUAAGACAAUGGAGAUAUCAACGGUAAUGUCAAAUAAUACACAUGUGACAGUUAGUUUAAAUUGUCACGCUGUUUGACCGCGGCCUAAAACCCGCGAAGACGGUCAUAAAACAGAAUAAAGGACAGGAUCCCACGAGCAUGUGGCGCUCCUUCAUCUGAUGGUUCUCCUUCAACAUCAUAUGCUCAAGAAAAAAUAAAACAAGUAUUAUAUGAAGAGUUGAAUGUCAUUUCAUAUUAAUACGUGAUAUAAUUUAAAUAUAAUUAUGUCGUAAAAAAAUACCAUAGAGACAUUCAGUGAAUUUAUUGUUAAAUGAAUUUUCAUCUAUUUAUUGGCUCCGUGAAUGUCAAUAAACGUUCGGAGAAACGAAAAUAAAAAAAAGGAAAAAUAGUGAUCAAUUUUCUAAGGAAUCCUACAAUCUGUUACUUCUCAUCUUUCACAAGAGAAAUACAAAGUCUACGUGAAGAUUAUAUUAUUCGACAAUUCUAAUUGUCCUCGUUUCAAAGUGAUUGUCAAAAAUCCAAAACGUCAACAUGAGGAUCAAAAUGCCUGCAGUUCGUAUCGCUCAAGCGGAGCCAUCGCAAGGAACAAUAGCUCCAGACACUGUCCAGUGUGGUGGCUGUCGUGCAUCUUACCCUCUCGGCGAAAUAGUUCGCUUUAUCGAGCAUAAAGUCAACCACUGUCGGAGUAGUCUACAAGGGUGUCAUAGUCCUCCUCCGAUAACAGCUCACGAGGAUUCAGACCCUGAAGAUGCUCUCACGCUCAAGUCUACCGAUCAAGAAAAACUCAAUUCAGUUCCAAGCAUAUCUGCGCCGAUAAACAAACGAGUUGGAAGGGUGGAAAGUCCACCCACGCCGCAAGGAAGUGCACCAGAUACUGGAAGUCCGAUUGAACUCAGAGCGAGUGCCAGUUCAACUCCUAAGAGACGUACUGAAGGUACUGAGGAAGACAAAGAAGAACCUAAGAAACCUAAGACCGAAUCGGUCGAUGCUGAUACCAACACUGUCAAUUCCGAGCCAAGAUGUCUUCAGUGUUCUCAAUGCUCACGGCGUUUGAAUUCAGCUUGGGAAUUGAUUCAACAUGCACAAAGUGUACAUGGAGCACGACUUUAUGGAGCAUCAAGUUCAUCAGCAAAUUCAUCAUCAAAUACACCAGCUCCAAGUCCACCAACGCCAACACCUAGUCACUCUCAUCACUUGAGUCCACCGAACCAUUUAAAUCUAAGUGGAAAAUCAUCAAGCUCAUCAGCAGCCAAUUCUUCUGGUGGGACCAGUUCUAGUGGUAGCAGUAGUCGUCAACUACAAUCAUCAGCAUCAUUGGUUGCAGAUCCACUCCAUAGCUUUUUAAGGCUUCCUCAACACUUAGAAAGAAGUUUUCCUCCAAUGUUUAGGCCAGAAUUUUUAGCAUUAAACCCUUUAGCUGGUUAUCGGGGACUCCAAGACCUUCAAACAGCUACAAGAAAUCUUCAAAACCUCGGAGAUCCGUUGCGAGCAAUGGAUGGUCUAAAUCUAGGUGACUCGUUGGUUAGAAGUUCACUCGACACAUUAAACAAUGCAAGAAACCUUGCCAAUCUGACUGAAUUAUCACAUGGUCGAUUAACUGGUCAAGGACAUGCACCUCAACUUGAAGCGAACCUGGAUUUUUAUUCGGCGCGUCUAAGGAGCCUCGCUAACCCGUCCUUAGGCGCGGCUCCAACAAAUCCCCCCUCCAAUCCAACGCCAAUUGUCUCUGGUAUACAACAACAACAAACUCAACAGCAUUCAGUCGAUGUUGUCACAAGUCCAGCAUCAACGAAUCCAACAAAUCUUACUGCUCACAGUCUAACCCAGAAGGAAAACUCUCCACCUUGCUACAACCAGAGUCCAGUUGGUCACAACAAUAAUAAUUCAACGGACAGUGAAAAGGCUAGUCCACCAGUUGCGUCCACUCCAAUUAUCGCAGAUACUUCCGAGACUGUUUAUACUUGUGAAGUCUGCGAUAAAAAAUUUAGGUUCCAAUCUAACCUUAUUGUUCAUCGCAGGUGUCAUCAGGAUAAGGAAAGACAGUUUCAAGAGUCGACUCAGGAUGGUUCCGGCAUCGCCAGGUGUGAAGUCUGUGAAGUCGAGCUUGCGAAUUAUUCUGAGCUUCGGAAGCAUAUGAGGAAAGAACAUCAGGAGUCAAUGAAUCCAGCAAGUCCUCAAGGAAGUGUUGAAACAGUUCCUGAUGAUGGCUCUAGUUGUGAUGAGAACAUGGAUCUUGAUGAGGCAGAAGAAAAUGAACAGAAAGUUCGUGCAGAUGUUGAGGAAAAUACUCCGGAAGAUUUAAGUUGUACAACACAGGGGCAAAGCAGCGAAGAGAGUAGUGGAAGAGUAGAACAAAAACCUAGCUUAGUUGGUGACCUCAUGGAGAAGUUUGGCCUCAACAAUAUUGCACAGUAUUCAGAAGCUUACAGACAAGCGCUUCAGGAGAAUCAUCGAGGUGGUUUUCUGAAAACCGAAUCUCCCUCGAACCUUACUAACUCACUGAACAACAACAAAGAGAAAGACAGUGCCCUCUCACCAACAAACUUCAAUUCUUCAGCAACCGCAAAUAUUUUCUCUGGUCAGGGUUUUCCACGAGCUGGGCCGGAUUUUGGCGGACUAUGGCUGCCCAGUCCGCACUACCUCGAAAAUAGUGAAUUCCGCAAAGUUUCUAAAGCAGCAACAUCAAGUUUAUCUCUCCAAGGUCUACCAAGUCCUCUCUUAAAAAAGGAACGAAACGGUAGGAAUGACACAUGUGAAUUCUGUGGUAAAGUAUUCAAAAACUGCUCAAACUUAACAGUCCACAGGAGAUCACACACAGGCGAAAAGCCAUAUAAAUGUGAAUUAUGUUCCUACGCAUGUGCACAGAGUUCCAAGCUCACGAGGCAUAUGAAAACACAUGGAAGACAUGGAAAAGAUACUUACAAGUGUCGCUUUUGCGAAAUGCCAUUUUCUGUGCCCAGUACCUUAGAGAAGCACAUGAGAAAGUGUGUUGUUGUUGUUCAACAAGGACCUAAAUUAGGUCUCCCUUAUCCUGGCAGUCAAGAUGAAGAUUCUUCGCUUAGUACUAAGGACACUUGAUCCUGGAAUGGCAGCUUGCCGCCGCCUAUACCGCCACUGUGGCCGCAUCGGCCUCCCUAUACAGUUUACUGAAAAAAUUUUAAGGAUCUGUUAUCAGAGGACUUACUAAUCCUUUUCAGAUCCUUUGUCAGUAUGAUGCGAUAGUCGGGGUGAUACCUGAAGCGCUAUCCUUCAUCUGUGAAUAAUCAAUACCACAUUAGGGCGAUCAAUACGUCCAUAUGAGCUCCGAGGAUUGCAAUGAUACUUUCCUCAUUGAUUCUGGAGAAGCCAACGUGCAAAUAUGCCUCAGGCUCUUCUUUCCAGUAUCGGAUGAACAUAAAAAAAAGAACCAAGUCAAAUAAAAUAAUGAAAUGACUACUCAAACGAAUAAUCAACGAGAACUGAUGGUUACCACUGGUAAAGUUUUAGCCAGCUUUUAAAGAAUUAUAUUAAUUAAUAAUAUAAAUAAUUAUAAAUAUCUGAAAAACGAAGCGUAUACAUGUGAAUAUAAAUAUGAAUAUAAAUGAAAUAAAUAAAUCUAUAUAAAUAUAUAAAUACAGAUAUAAAUUAUAUAUACACAAAGACGUAAAAAAAACACGAAAUAGCAAACUUUAUUAUCGCAUUAAAGAUUAUUUAUUUAAUAAUAUAUAAAUAUAUAUUGUAUAACGGUAAUAUAUUGUAACGAAGUGUGAGCGAAUUAGUUAAUGAGAGGAAAACGUUUUUUUCUUGUAUAAUAAAUUCAAAACCGCAUCCUGUUUAAAAAAAAUAAUUCUGCGGAAUAUGUAAAAUGUAUUAUAUUAUUCUUAUUAAGACAACAAUAAUUAUCAUGAUACAUUAUUGAUAGUAUAUUUAACUUAUCAGCUUUUAUUACGUUGCUUCCAAAUGUCAGUGUGUCUUGAUAACAAUGGUCACGAGGCGCAACGCUACAUUUAUUUUAUUUUCAUAUAUAUUUGAUUAUUAAUUAAUUCUUUAAUUAGUUAUUAAUAUUAUUAUACGAUUCGAGAGAUAAAGAAAAUCGUUUUGUCUGAGAAGUUAGGAAGAUGCCAAAGUUGUCUAGGUUUAUUAUCCGAUCUUUAAAUGAUCGUCGAAGUGAUCACGAGGUUUAAAAAAAGUAAGAUCUUACUAUGUAUUUUUGAGCAAUAAUCAAUUAUAUCAAAAUUGAUAUCAGAAUAAUGACGAUUAAUUAAUUGUAAUUAAUAAUUUCCUCGAGUUCACUCCGUACUUGAAAAAAAAUGAACGUUA